AUGCAUCAAGUUCCGAAUGAAACAAUGAAACUUAUUCCUCUUCAACCAUCACCACCGAUACCGUCAUCAGUGUCGACCUUACUUUCAACAAAUAAUUCUUUAGCACAGGAUCUUCUUUGGAUAAGUAAACAACAGCAACAGCAUCCAUCAACCCUUUCGCAUCCAUUGAAAAAUACUAUACGAGUUAAUUCUCGUGGUGUCCGUUAUAAAUUUGAUGGUAAACAAUGGCGACCAUUAUGUGUAUCACACGAUGGAUAUGAAUGUCGAAAUCUAGCAUAUCGCUCUUCAUUAUGUCAAAAGCAUUUCUAUAAGGUACAUCUUUUUAAACGACCAUACGCAAAAACUGGUCCAAUGCCACAGCAACCAUCAUCAUUAUCUGGUACUCCACCACUGGCACUAAAACGUCCGUUACCAUCGGAUUUUGAUCAUCAUCAACGCCAUCAAAAUGAACAACAACCAAACCAACAAAGUAGCAUUAAUGACGAACUCGAAGAACUAUCUGAAGAUGAUGAUUCAAUUGAAGUCAUUGAAGAUAAUGAUGCAAUAGUCAGUAAACAAGAUACCAGCCAGUCACAACCAGAAUUCAGUUAUUUUUCCAUUGAUGGUGAUUCUGAAGAAAUUUCCGAAGCGCCAAUUAAACAUCAAGUUAAACCAGAACCGUCAUUAACAACAACAACAACAAUAGCAACAGCAGCAAUAACAAAACCCUAUGCUAGUCGCAUAGAAGGAGUAGCAAAACGAUUAGAUUCAACAAAUACAGAAUCUGUUAUAUCGAAUGAAUCUGAAUCAUCAUCAACAUCAUCAUCAUUAUUGAAUACAUCGAUUCCGAAAAUCAUCGAAUCUAUUCGUCUCGGUAUUCCACCAUUAACGCGAACAGAAGAAAAAUCUGUAGCAAAUGAAUUAAUUUCACAAUUAUCAACGGACAUAUCAUUUACAAUAGGAGAACACAUGGCACGUCGUCGAGCAUGUGAAAUAGUUUUCGAUAAUUAUUCUCAUCGAAUUUUAUGUGAGAAUAUUGCAACAGAAUGGUUUUAUGACUUUCUCUUACGGAAUCCACGUGUACCAAUACAUUUUCAAACAUGGUUUUCGUCGGUCAAAUCAACAUUACCAUCAUCGGAUCAAUUAAUUGAAAUUAAGAUUUGGGAACUAGGACUUGUCACACGUUCUAUUGUUCCACCAUUGUCACGUUAA
Molecule: messenger RNA, 1191 nt
Organism: Rotaria socialis
Lineage: Eukaryota; Metazoa; Rotifera; Eurotatoria; Philodinida; Philodinidae
Source: the annotation of a GenBank genome assembly